Messenger RNA from Solanum verrucosum, 1848 nucleotides. RefSeq lists its product as uncharacterized. Bases 1 to 1848 code for a protein of 615 amino acids. NCBI's taxonomy places the organism in Eukaryota, Viridiplantae, Streptophyta, Magnoliopsida, Solanales, Solanaceae. The record is from RefSeq and is a predicted model, not a curated record. The transcript is spliced from 3 exons.
AUGCGGCAAUUUUUUCCUGAUUGGUUUAAUGGUCGUAAGUGGUUGGAGUAUAGCAUAACAAAAGAUGCUGCAUUUUGUUUGUGUUGCUACUUGUUUAAAAAUGAAUGUGAAAGUUGUGGAUAUGUGGUUGAUGCUGCUUUCACAAAGACUGGCUAUAGAGCUUGGAACAAAGCUACUGAAAGAUUUAGAGCUCAUGUUGGAGAUAUAAAUAGCAUCCACAACAAGUGUUUCAAUAAGAUGCUUGAUUUGAUGAAUCAAUCACAGUCAAUACGCAUUUCCUUUGAUAAAAAGUCCAAGAAAGAAAAAAGUGAGUCUCGGCGUCGCUUGAGUGCUUCAGUUGAUGUGACAAGAUUUCUCUUGAAAUUAGGAUUAUCAUUCCAUGGACAUGAUGAGAGUCGAUCUUCUUCAAAUAGAGGUAUUUUUCUUGAACUUUUGCAAUGGUAUGGAGAUAUUAAUGAAGAUGUUGGAAGCAUUAUUUUAGAAAAAGCUCCAAAAAAUGAAAUGAUGUGUUCUCCAAGUAUUCAAAAGGAUAUUGUUGAUUCUUGUGCUAAGAAAACAAUCAAAUCUAUUCUUGAAGAUUUAGAUGGGGAUUAUUUUGGGAUACUAGUCGAUGAAUCAAAGGAUGUAUCACACAAGGAGCAAAUGACACUUGUUUUGAGAUAUGUUAACAAAGAAGGAGAAGUGAUAGAGCGAUUUUGUUGGUAUUAUUCAUAUCACUCAUUAAGUCCAUCCCAAAUACGUGGGCAAGGUUAUGAUGGAGCUAGCAAUAUGCAAGGACAUCUAAAUGGUCUUAAAACUUUGAUUUUGAAUGACACUCCAUCGGCAUAUUACAUUCACUAUUUUGCCCACCAAUUGCAGUUAACACUAGUGGCUCUUGCAAAGAAGGAUUCAAAUGUAGAUGACUUUUUUUGUUUAGUUACUAAUGUGUUAAAUAUUGUUGGAGCAUCUUUUAAGCGCAGGGAUUUACUUCGGAAACACCAAGCUGAACAGUUAGAGGAGUUGCUUAUAUCAGGGGAAGUGCAUAUUGGGCGAGGAUUAAAUCAAGAACGUGGGCUUCAACGGCCAGGUGAUACUCAUUGGGGUUCUCAUUAUAGAACAUUAGAUAAUCUUAUUGUUCUAUUUCCAUCAGUUAUUCAUGUGCUUGAAUUUACUGGAUGUGAGUGUCCAAACUAUACUGAUAGACUUCUUGCUAAAACUCUUGUGGAUGCGAUUAAGAAAUAUGAUUUUGCCUUUAUGCUGCACUUGAUGUGGAAAAUUCUUAUGAUGACAAAUGAAUUGAACUCCUCAUUACAAAGGAUGGAUCAAAAUAUUGUCAAUGCUAUGGGAUUUCUUGCUCUUACAAAGCAAAGAUUACAAAAUAUGAGGGAUAAUGAAUUCGAAUCAUUAAUGGAUGAUGUCUCUUCUUUUUAUGAUAAACAUGAUAUAGUCAUUCCGGAGAUGGAUGCUAGCUACUUUCCUGGGAAGUCAAAGCGUAAAGCUCUUGAUGUUACAUAUUCUCAUCAUUUACGUGUUGAAAUAUUUUAUGUUGUUAUUGAUUUGCAUCUUCAAGAGCUUAAUAAUCGUUUUGAUGCUUUUGAUAAGGGCAAGAUAAUGAGGUUGGCUGAAUAUUAUAUGAAUGAGUUUGACAUCAACAAGCUUCGGGAUCUCAAUUUUCAGCUUGAUAGCUUUAUAGUUUAUGUUCGUGGUUCUGACAAGAGGUUCUUCAACUUGAAGGGAAUUAGUGAUCUUGCUAAAGUAUUGGUCAAGUCAGAUUUGCAUCAAAUUUGGCCACUUGUUUAUUUGCUUAUCAAGUUGACUCUCAUUCUUCCUGUUGCUCUGCUUUUGUGGAACGAGCUUUCUCAUCCAUGA